AUGGGUCAGUUACCUAAGAACACUUGGAGCACAAUGUCUGGACGCUCGAUCCACCCUUUGAGUAAUGAGCUGGACCACAAAGGUUGCAGGGAUUUUGUUAGGUCCUUUGAGGCUUUGGAGAAACGGGGAGCCUCUCCUGAUGCUUAUGCAGACUUAGCCAAAGACUUUUUCGACUCCUGGACUGCUCACGGCUUUAAUAACUGUUACAAGGCGCGUAGCUGGUGUCGGCGCGUCACUUGGCUGACGUUGUGCUUGAGCCUCCUGACACUCUGCCUCAUCCUGUGCUAUCAAGUAGUCCAGGGCUAUCUGCUGCAGCCGAAGACCGUCCACAUCAAGGUCGUCCACGAAACCAUCACGGAAUACCCAGCGAUCACGGUCUGCAACCUGAAUCCUUUCCCCUUGAAGGACUCGGUGCCUAAGGGCUCUGUGUGGGAGCAUCUGGUGGAACUCGAGGCGGAUUUUGAUCAAGCCAGAUCGUGCGACGGCCUCGGCUUCAGCACGCACCUCGGGGCCAGCGGCGUUGCGGACUACUUCGCGGACGACUACGGCGACUACGAGAGAUACUACGACGACGGAUACAACGAAUCGACCUUUGACGGCGGAUCGAAGCGGCGCCGACGGUCGACUCUCUCCUUCAGCGAUUUCGAGGACCUACUCGAUGACCUCGACCCUCGCCCUUUCGACCUGAUGGAGGCCCCGAAGGAAAGAAGGAAGGCGAGAUCCACGGCCACUGAACAAGGCACUGGGGGAUCGAGCAGCCAGGGUGGAGCGGAGGGUGGAGCGGAUAGUGGAACGGAUGGUGGAACGGAUGGUGGAGCGGAGGGUGAGGGCGAGGACGACGAGGAUCCGGGAAUGAGCGGACCAGGGUCAGCUCGGUCCCUCUCGAAGGAGGAGGUGAUGGCCGUUCGCAUCUCCUGCAGCAAGUACUAUCGGCUCCUGAAGAAGAUCAGUGAAAUCCGCAGCGACACGGAGAGCAUCGGGACAGAGGACGUUCCCGAGUGUAAAAUGAAAAACUUCCACGAACAAGUCAGGUGGAGCCAUAUUUGUCAGGUGGAGGUAAUUGACGAUAACUUCGGAAGUUACACCUAUUACUUGCGCGUGAGUGGAAGGGCAAGGGACAGUUCUGAGCUAGACUUAGGAACUUCUGGUCGUGGCCCAGCGAUCGCUUUGGGAGCUGCUACACCUUCAACAACCGGCGUCAAGUCAAGGGCGGUUUUCGAGAGCCCAGGAAGACGUAUUCUGUCGGUCCUGGGGUUAGUUAGUGGUCCCCUGAGGGUACUUUAG
This is a messenger RNA of Penaeus chinensis, 1284 nucleotides long. RefSeq lists its product as uncharacterized. The record is from RefSeq and is a predicted model, not a curated record. Bases 1 to 1284 code for a protein of 427 amino acids. The transcript is spliced from 9 exons. Gene Ontology annotation, molecular function: ligand-gated sodium channel activity. NCBI's taxonomy places the organism in Eukaryota, Metazoa, Arthropoda, Malacostraca, Decapoda, Penaeidae. Gene Ontology annotation, biological process: sodium ion transmembrane transport. Gene Ontology annotation, cellular component: membrane.